UCCAACUGUAUCACUACUCGCCUCGCCUCCAUUCCUCUCUCUCUCUCUCUCACAGACACACACACGCACAAGAAUGGGAGUAGAGGAGAGCACAGUAGAACAGCCGUCCCAAGAUAGCAUCGAAGCGUUGCUUGAGGCUGCUAGAUAUGAUGAUAUUGAUGAUGUCAAGAGCAUCGCAUCUACUGGUGUUUCUCUAGAUUCGGAGGACUCACAAGGCCGCACAGCACUACACAUGGCAUCAGCAAAUGGGCAUGUUCACAUUGUUGACUAUCUUAUCAACAAUGGAGUGAAUGUUAACGCCUGUAACAUGGAGAAGAAUACACCUCUUCAUUGGGCUUGUCUCAAUGGCCAAAUUGAGGUUGUGAAACGUCUGAUUCUUGCUGGAGGCAACAUCUCAUUGCUGAACAGCCAUGAGAGAACUCCCAUGGAUGAGGCAAUCAGUAGGGGGAAUAUGGAUGUCGUUGAUGCCAUUAAUGAAGCAGCAGCGCAGGUUCAACUCACAGGAACAACAGUUUCAUAGUCCUAUACGUCUGUUUGAAAUAUCACGUUGAUCUGUACUCAAGUUUCCCCCAUCUUAGGGGAAAAUAGUCAACUACUGGGAUGAAGUUCUCUUUUCUUUAAGUCAAAAAUCCAUCUGGAGAUUUCUCCUGUUCUAGAGUUGAGUAUGAUAACCGUCAGACACGGUUUUAUUGCAGAAGUCGGGAUCGCAUUAGAUCAGAUGUUUACUCCACAACUUUAUCAUGGGAAUGGCAGUUCAUUGGCCUUUUUAACAUGUGUAUCCCUUAGAAAUAAGGGUAAAUUAUUACAUCGAUAUCCCUUGAGAUUAAACUUAA
Messenger RNA from Sesamum indicum (sesame), 833 nucleotides. RefSeq names its product ankyrin repeat family protein. Lineage: Eukaryota; Viridiplantae; Streptophyta; Magnoliopsida; Lamiales; Pedaliaceae. Gene Ontology annotation, biological process: protein K6-linked ubiquitination. Gene Ontology annotation, molecular function: protein binding; ubiquitin-protein transferase activity. Gene Ontology annotation, cellular component: BRCA1-A complex; BRCA1-BARD1 complex. The record is from RefSeq and is a predicted model, not a curated record.